Messenger RNA from Xyrichtys novacula (pearly razorfish), 11283 nucleotides. Lineage: Eukaryota; Metazoa; Chordata; Actinopteri; Labriformes; Labridae. The record is from the annotation of a GenBank genome assembly.
CACCAUGGAGAUCCAAAAGAGGCUGUCUGCGUGCUGGCAGAGUUGCCUGGCAUGUUUUAACAAACCGAAUCAAUCCAGUGGAGGACAGAACCAGAACAGGGAUAAAACCGGCAUUGUUAUUGAAAACCCCGGAGCUGUUAAAGCUCCAGACCCGGGUUUCCAUGUUAACAGAAGUUUACCUAGUCCUCCAGGAACCAGACCAGAAGGGUAUUACAUCGCUCAGUAUGAUUACUCCGCUCGGACAGAGGAGGACCUGAGCUUUAACGCCGGGGACACUUUGGAGGCUCUGGAUAAACGCCAUGGGGAUUGGUGGUUCGCCAAAGCUCUCACCGGCAUCUCAGCCUCCAAACAGGGAUACAUCCCCGCUAACUAUGUGGCUCCUGUGGAGAGUAUCGAUGCCGAACCGUAAGUUCAAACCUCACAGUAUCACCAUGUCAUCUAUUGUCAUUUGCAGUUUGACUGUUGUACGGAGGCCUAUUCCUGCCAUCACACUGCAAUGGUGAAAAAUCCAUCCUGAACUUAAAAAUUAUGACAGAACUUCAUCAAAAUACGUGCUAAAUUAUUUAAUUAAAAUAAUGAAAAUCUUUCCUGAAACACCCAUCAAACAUCUGAUGUCGAAGAGACGUGCAGAUCAAGUCAGUAUUGGGUUGGUCCGUCAAUGACAACAUCUCGACAUCAGCGUGACGUGCAAAAUAGGUUAGAAAUUUUGACGUCCAAAUUGGACCUUUUGUUAGACGUAGCUCUGACGUUUAGAAUUUUGACAUCAUCUGAAGACCAAAUCUAGAUGACGGCACAACGUGCAAAAUGGAUCCAAGAUUUAGACGUCAUUAUUGGACCUCUUUUAGGCUUUGAAAUGAUAUCCAGACGUCGAAAAAAUUUCUUAAAUCGAUGUCAUUUCAACGUCGCAUUGCGCAGUGAGUCAUUGAUUAUCUUGGUAUAUAAGGGUGAUUAUGCAGUGGGAAAGAAAACACAUUUUGAAAUAAAAGGUGUAAUAUUAAAAGAAUCAAGUUGAAAAUUAAGUAAAUUAUGCUGCAUUCCAGUGACCUCGGAAGUCGGAAAACCGAGAUGGACACCUACAGUUUCCCGUUGUUAGCUGUUGGUUACAAUUGUCAGCUGCCAUUGGCCGUUGUCAGUUGUUGUUAGCGGUUUUCAGCUAGACCAGUUGUAAACAAUGCAAUACAGAGUAUAUUACUCUACAAACACCAUAGCACGGUGUUCACAAUAGGAUGUUGGGCAGCAGAACGUAUACCACUUACUUAACUUCACAAAAACAAAACAGAAGUGCUAAUAAAUAAUACAUCAUGAGAGAUUUUACCGUAACUCUUCACUGUCUAUGCACUGCACCGCCAUCUUGAAUUAUGACGUUGUCUUCAAGUCAGGGUUGGCGAGGAUUUUCCGACUUUCCGAGUUGGAAAUCAAACUUCAGCAUUAGCCUAUAUGUUACUUCUAUUCUGAGAGAGGACAUGUCAUAAACUGCUAAUUAUAAUUUCUUAUCAAUACGCCCUGCAUAAGAAUUAGAAAAUUGUUGCAUCUGAAGUUCUGAUUUAAAUCUAACAAAUAACUUAUAUUUGGCCAAACAAUUAACAUCUAUAGGCUUGCGCUGGUAACUCAUUGCCGUGGUUAAGUUGUUAUAUAACAGACUAGACACAACAUACAUGCAACUUCAACUUCAUUCUCCGCAAAGCCAACCCUCAUCUGUGCUUGUUUACAUCCACGUGGUAGAGCGUUAUAGCAUUAUGGCGAUAUCUACAGGCAGAACUAGUGAAAAAUAACCUUUAAAAUGACAUGAUCCACAUGUCAGGCUUAUAAUAGAAUAUUUUAAUAACUUGUGAAACUGACUGGUACCUCUGGUGCCGACUAGCUCAGGUGAUGUGGUUUGAUCAUUGAGUUGAUAAAACAUACACUCCCCUAGUUUUAGUUUUGUGUGAAGUUGUUGUCUCCUGUGUUAAGUAGACAUUUAGAACAAAUAAAUACCACCGAAAAGGGCCUGGCCUAAAAAAGUUAGAAUUGUUUAUUUUCAGGAUCUUUUUCCUUAUCACCAGAAAGAGAUUGGCCAUUGUAUCGUAUAUCCUCUUUCAAUCCCAACAUGAAACAAUCUGAGUGUUGAUAUAGACGUCAAACAUUACUUUCAAAGGUGGUUAACAUUUACAAUCCAUAUGAUAAACAAAAAAAAAAUGCAAAUUUCGCGAGCUGUGCUUUCACAGCGGUAAAUCACAUCUGAUUGCUUGUCCCAUGCAGUGAAGUGGUGGAUUAAUGAUUAUCUGUAACCAGGAAAUGUCGGUUUACAGGUUAAUGAUUCCCACAAGGAAAAGGUCCAAAGCAUGAGAACCUCAGUGGUGUAUAAAAAGGCUUUUUUUCUGGUAGUUCACGGUCAUCUGUAAGUAUUGUUAAACUGUAAUGACUGUGUCCUUAUUCAAACUGGUUUGGCCACAAACACUCCAGCCUUAUAGAGCUACUUCACUUCCUCAUAAAAGUCCAGUUCAUGUUCAGACAUCACAGUAUGUGUAAACAAAUUUGGACUCCUUUAAAAACCAGGUACUGUUAUCUCUAACCUCUGUGACACUGAGGAGUUGUAAAAGUAAUGUCAUGUAUUCGUGAUGCACUCUCAGCCUACCCGGCAUGUGAAACCCGUUUCUGCUCAGCUGUCCUCUGGUUUUUCCCGUUUAGUCACGACAACAAAAAUAGUCCUGAGUUCCAGUGUCGGCAUCAUUUGUGUCAUAGUUUUAGUGAAUCAUAAACCUGAUGAUCAUGAAGGGAGGCCAGACAGGAAAGAAUUUGUUUUAUGACCCAGUUGUAUGAAAUAAAGUCGCUUAUCAUGCAUCUUGUAAAAUGGUAGCAAACCAAAAUCACAGACUCUGAAAUGAGGAAAACAGAGUUCAAGUUUUAUCAAUCCUCCCACUUAACAUCUGCUGGUAAAUAUGACUAACAUUUCCUUAUUGUGUGUCGUAUUAUCAUCAAGAUCCUGGACUUGUGGCCCUAUGAAGCGACACCCAGUUUUACCUGUGGUAGAUUAACCUGGGAAGACAUUUGCUAUUUAUAACUCAAAUUUAAAAAAAGCUUAGAUGCUUUGUAGAAUGUAAAUAAAACCAUAAUUUCAUGGUUUGCAAAUCAUUCAAAGUUAUAUUUAUUGGGAACAGUGCAAACAAAACAAAUCAAAUGUUGAAAAUAAAAAAAUAUUGUCCCAUUCAUACAUGAUGUAGGAUUUCUGCUGCUCACCAGUUUAGGUUUUCACAGGACAGUGUUCUUUUUAUGAAGUUUUUUUGAACCCAUGCAGUGAUUUCCACUAUAGAGUCAUAUGUCUUUGUACAGUGAUUUCUCCAGAUUCUCCAAAUCUUUUAAUGAUAUUACAUUCUGUAGAUGAUGAAAUCCACUAAUUCUUUGACAUUUUACAUCAAGGAACAUUAUUUUUGAAUUGUAAAGCCUGUAUUUUCUAUAUCCUGGACCCUAACAUGUAGCAGACAGAGCAGACAAGUGAUGCACAAUUCUUCUAUUAGAGGCGGCAAUCCAUUCAUCUUGAACCCCUGUAAAAGGCUUUAUGAACGGAUGUAGGAUAUCAUUACUAACUAUAUUUAUUGGGAAGAAAUAAGUCAUAAAAUGGCGAGUUGGUGAUGGGCCUUUUAUUAACGAGUCGCAAUAAAUUACCACUAAACUCCAUGCUUAAACUGCUGAUGAUACAUUUACUGUUUUUAUUUUGAGACUAAUCUGCCUCUUGUUUUUGCUCAACCUCUAAUUUGCAGUUGGUAUUUCCCGGAAACCAAGAGGCUGGAUGCAGAGAAGAUGUUGCUGGCAGAGGGAAACCAGCAUGGAGCUUUUCUCAUCAGAGACUGUGAGAGUCAGACAGGAGAGCUCUCCCUCUCAGGUGUGUACAAGAAGAUCUCAUAUCCACUGAUGAAACUCUUGUGCAUGUUAUAACUUACUUAUUUUUUUUCUAGCUUGGACUAAAAACCAAAGACAGAUCUUUGACUCCUGGGUAUGUCUGUAUGUGUUGGCUUGUGUUUCAGUUCUGGACAAUGGGAAGGUGAAGCAUUACAAGUUGAAAAAACUAGAGAACGGACACUACUACGUGUCCAGGGCCAGACCCUUCCUAACACUGCAAGAGCUGGUGAAGCAUUACUCCAAACAGUCUGAUGGUCUCUGCGUGCGUCUGGGUGAACCAUGCUUGAAGGUAGAGCUUCAUUCAUUUCAUUAAUUUUACUCCUGAGCACGAUGUAAGGUCCCUUUGUCAUGUCUGUAAACACUGGCUCAUCCUGUCUGUGAAGAUGGAGGCUCCACAGACUAUCGGUCUGUCGUAUAACACUGUGGAUCAAUGGGAGAUUGACCGAAAAUCCAUCCAGUUGCUGAGGAAGCUGGGAGCCGGUCAGUUUGGAGAGGUGUUUGAAGGUCUGUGGAACGAAACCACGGCAGUUGCAGUGAAGACCCUCAAAUCUGGUACGCUCAUUUACAUCAUUUUAAGCUCUCAAACAGAAAACAAACUAAUUGGGAGCAAAUAUAUUAAAGUACUGAGUAAAAUCUGAUGAUUCAAGGCCCAAUAAACAUGUUUUUGUCUGUUUGAUGGCUGCAUUUAAGAUCAGAGCUGGUGCUUUCUGAACCAUAUGAGCGUUAAUGAAAAGAUAAAUGGACCCAGGUUAGAGCCCUGAGGUACCUCAGUAAAACGUUUUUUUUUUCUUAUCUGGGUAAACUGUCCGAAAUAUUAUGGUGUUUAAGAUAGCAGGUCUUUGUAGGACUACAUGGGCAAAAGAAUUUCAGCAUACUUUCCAGAAAAGUUUAUUUAACAAUAAAAGAUAAAAGGACCUAGGUUAGUACCCUGGGGUGCCUUGGUUAGGUUUUUUUCUGCUUUCUGUUUGGCAUAUAAAUGCAGAUCAGAAGCCCUGGUGUCAGAAACUUUCCUAGAUUGACCAAUGUCACGUCCAAGAUAUGUACAGUUUGAAUCAUGCCCACCUUUUAUAUUUUUCUGUUUCUCCUGAAAGUAGCAUUUGUGGCAGGCUGAUAACAACUGGAAAAAGGGUACAUUCUAUCUGAUAUUGAUCGUUAUUCUAAGCUUGCCAUGUCAGUAAAUGAUGUAGACAGUUAGCACCAGUAACUUCAGCUUUCAUGUCCAACCAGGAUUAAAAAAAAAACUGCCUGUUUUAUUAUUCUAAUCAACCAGGGCUUCUCUGGUUACACAAAAUAGCAAAAAUCAAAAUUAAAGCUCCUGUGAGGACUUUUGAGUUUGUGCCCCAACACAGUUUUACUCAUGUAAAUAGUGUCAUCCUUCAAAAUCUGAUCCCAUUCAGGUAUAUCAUUGCUUGUUAACAUUUAAUUUGGAAAAUGUAAGAAUAAGGGUGUCUCCUCGGCUACUGGGCUGACACCUACCCCCUCAUACCAGUUUCAAACUUUCAGUCUACAUUAUAAAAAUUGUAAAUCUUGUCACUGAUGGUUUUGUCAGUUUUGGGAUAUAAUGAAGUGGCAUCAGUAUAAAUUUCAAUCUCUUUCACUCAUGUCAAAAAAUUUCUCACAGGAGCUUUAAAUAACUUUAUUGUCAGUUCUGAAAAUGUAAGAUCUAUAACUGUCAUUGUCGUAAUAUUGAAGUGUCCCUCCUAACAUUCAGUCACUGCUUACUGUCUGCAGGCACCAUGGACGCUGAAGACUUCCUGAGAGAGGCCCAGAUCAUGAAGAGGCUCCGGCACCCCAAACUGAUCCAGCUGUAUGCGGUUUGCACCAUGGAGGAGCCCAUUUACAUCAUCACAGAGCUGAUGAAGAACGGCAGCCUGCUGGAGUACCUGCAAAGUAAGAUGACUCACGUUUACUGCUCAUGUGUUUAUGACAGAUUUUAUGAUAGGAUCAGAGUCCAGUGCUGCUCCUGCUGUUUGCCUCUUAUUGUCCCAAGGAUCAGAUGACAGUGGAAAGUGACGAGAGCAGCAAAAUGUUCUACGCCAUGCAGUUUUUAAUCUGACCUCUGUCCCUGCAUCAGUAAUUUUCCUGGUCCUUGGCAUUGUCGUGGGUAGUUCUCAGGAGAAGUUACAAAAACAUUUCCCUAUUACACAAAACAUUUUUUAAGUUUUGAUUAAUUUUCUUUGCUGAACUGAAUAAAUGAAUUUAAAAAAAAUAGAAAGAAAUAUGGAUCUUUUAAUUCUAGCUCUUUUACUAAUGAUGAAACAAACAUGUCUGGACUGAUUGUAUGACCCUCUAUCUUUAUCACAGAGGAUAAAGGCACCUUGCUGAGGCUCUCAGACCAGGUUGAGAUGGCUGCUCAGGUGGCGGCUGGUAUGGCUUUCCUGGAGCUACAGAACUACAUCCACAGAGACCUGGCAGCCAGGAACGUGCUGGUGGGAGAGAAUAACAUCUGCAAGGUGGCUGACUUCGGCCUCGCCAGAGUCUUCAUGGUGGGUGAUAUUUAAAUUGAUUAUCUGUAAGAACAUCAAUCGAUCUGAAAAUCUAGACUGCAGAUUCUGAAUUGAUCUGUAUUAAAAGGAUAUUUCAGCAUAAAAUUAAGUUAGGGUCAAACACACCACUUGCUUCUCCAGUUAUACCAACUUUAGUAACGACCACACGAUAGCAAUACACAGCAGUCUAUGGAUCCACGCGCACACCUCAAUCCAAUCAAAACGCCACUCUAGAACCACAAAUAAUGCUCAGAACAGCACCUAACUUCAUCAAAAGUACAUAUAGGGUCCCAGCCAUAGUACUAGCCACCAAACAUCUUUUUAACUUUGCCUAAUUUCUUUAGCAAAGAGACUAAACACAACUCACCUACUCUCUUCCAGCAGCUGCUUGUUUGUAGGGAGAGCUCAGAUGAGUCUGAGCGGAGUGACGCAGCUCAAGGAAGAAUAUUCAUGAUCAUUACUUUAUCAUUUCCUUGAAGUAAUAAUCACCAUAUAAAUCAUUUUGCACUGCAGAUGCGGUAGUUCUUCUGCUUAGCGUCUCGGUCUGAUUGCAUUUCCAAGAAGAAAUUAUCAUAAAUGUUCUUCCUUGAGCUGCGAAAAUUCUAUGCACUUGGUUAUUAUAGAAAUUAGACAAAGUUAAAAAGAUGUUUGGUGGCUAGUGCUACGGCUGGGACCCUAUAUGUCCUGUUGAUGAAGUUAGGUGCUGUUCUGAGCAUUAUUUGUGGCUAUAGAGUGGCUUUUUGGUUGAGGUGUGCACAUGGAUCCAUAAACCACUGUGUAUUGCUAUUGUGUGGUUGUAAAUAAAGUUGGUAUAACUAGAGAAGCAAGCAGUCGGCAACAUUCAUCUCUCGAGGGGGUGUCUAACUCAGUAAUACGGUAUGUUUGACCCUAAAUUAAUUUUACGCAGGAAAAUCCCUUUAAGCUCAGUAGAUGUUGUUCUACUCACUCUAUCAAAGUGAAACCAGCGUGGCAUGCAUACUUGACUCAUGACUCGUGCUGUUUUCACUUACUGGCAUGCACAGUUAACCUGUCAGGUUUGUCAUCUGAAACUUCCUGUAACACCUGGACCUGUUGUCAUCACUGUUAUUUUGGAAUGUGUGUUUUUUUUUUUUAAUUAAAGCUGAGUGACUGGCAGUAAUUGUAAUUUGUUUUGUGGUUUUGUUGUAUUUUUAGAAAGAGAAUGAGAACGUCUAUGAAGCCAAGGAAGGAAGUAAAUUCCCUGUAAAGUGGACCGCUCCAGAGGCCAUCCAAGACAACAAGUUCAGCAUUAAAUCAGAUGUCUGGUCCUUUGGGAUUCUGCUACAUGAGAUUAUGACGUUUGGACAGAUGCCUUACCCGAGUAAGACCGAAAUCACUGCUGGGCUGCUUCUCUUCUGUGUAUCAGAUUGUCAAAUGGGAAAAUGGUUGUUAUACUUAAACUGCAUGUGCACACUUGGAAGGGCGGGGAGUUGUCCCCCAGGCUCUUUGCCUUGGGUAUUUAAUGUAUGCACAUGAAAUAGAAGGGAGUUGUGCUCUCCCUAUGUCACGAUUUUACAUUUCACAGAUGCUGGUGGAGGGUCUAGGAGAUCUUAGAACAGAGUCAUUGCAUCACAUAUGGUUAAGUGCAUGUGAACAAUUAAUUAUCUUGACUAACCCUAGAACACUAUUGCUAAAAUUAGUAACACCAUCACUAUCACCGGGUGAUUUUUAACCAAAAUAAUAUGCCCAAGAAAAAGUACUUAUCAUCAUAAUAUAUCAUGGACAAUACAUGACAAAUUAAAGUAGUUUUCUUCCAUUUUCAACUGUGCAAUGUCCAAAGGGAGUCUUCCCUGGUGAAGACUCGGGGUCCUUGGCACAAUAACAGCUGCAGGAGAAAGAACCAAUUCAUUCGAUUGAGUAAAAAUAACCAGCUGACUAAAAUAUUUCUUAUCACCAUAUGAAUUCCUUUGAAAAUCACUACUUUGUGAUAGUUAUUCGUAACCACUGCGCUAAAUAAAGAUAGCAUGCAAAUUCCAGGACCCCUCUUACUGACCUUAUUCCCUACAUUCAGCUAUCAAAUCCACCCAAACCUACUUUACCCUCCAUCACUAUUGCUGGGAAAAAAUCACCCAAACACGUGUCUGUAGGGAAAAGCGUCUUUUGGAUCAGGGAAACAAAUAUGUCUUCAAAGAUGUCAAAGGCAAUGCUGAAGCUACCCAGAGAUACUCAGACAAACGCGACAUAAUGAAAAUUGAAUGAAAAUUGGUCGUGUGAAAAUCACCCGGCGACAGUGUUCAAAGGGUUAAAAGAGGUCCAGACUGCUAUGUAGAGGUUGAAAAUGAAAUGUUACAUAUCAUCUAGUCUCAUGAGUGUUUCAUCACACCCUCUGCAUCCCAAAUCUGUUUAAAACUUCCACUCAAAUCCCCCCUGCUGAGUAAUAUCUAACUCUUUUGUCGUGUUGUUUUUGCAGCCAUGACGAACAUGCAAGUGGUCCACAAGGUGGUUCAGGGCUACAGGAUGCCGUGUUCCCCCGGCUGCCCCAAAGUUCUUCAUGAAAUCAUGUUAGAGUGCUGGAGGGAGAAUGAGCAUGAACGACCCACAUUUGAGACCCUGCAGUGGAAGCUAGAGGACUACUUUGACAUGGACCCAAACUCGUAUGACGAUGCUAGCCGUUACUCGCGCUGAGACAGGCUGGAAAAAGACAGAGAUAACCCCUCCGAAUCAUCUAAAUCCACAACAUGAACAUUCACUGAUGAAGCAGCAGAUUCAAUGUAAUUUAUGAUUUCACUCACUGAAAGUCAAAUGAAGGAUCUGAAAUGACUGAUCUGCUCCUGAUUUGGAUACUGUCGCUGCAGUGAAGCAGCUUUUUUAAGUGGACCACUCCAGCUUUUGCUUCGUUUGACUACAUGCACUUUCAAACAAGCUGUGUUCAUGUCUGGUGUGACUCCUGAAGCUCACCAGACUGGAUAAGGCCUCUUUCAGCAGAGCUGCUAUCAGUCCAUCUGGAGGAACAGGUUCGUCUUGCGCUCCACAUAGCUCACAUUCUUUCCACUGGCGACGUGCCUAACUUUUUACCUGAAAGAGGAAGGCGCCUGCGAGGACGUGUAAGUCAUGUUCGAGUCUCCUCAGUUUGACUCCCUCUGUCGUAUUGACGGAGAGACUGAAGGAUCUGAGUUCAUUCAGGAUUGCACAUACGUAGCUGCAACUCGAGGUGAUCGCUCAAAUGUGGGUGACUGUUUAGCUUUUUUCACUGAGUCAUGACCACACCCCCUAUUAUAUUGUUAAACUGUUUCACUCAGGCUCCUCUCUUUGUGUCACUGUAAAUACACCCAAAAAUUGGUCAUAACUGAGCUGCAAUGUCUUGUAAAAAUUAAGAGCUAAAUUGACCUAAUUUUGACUUAAUAAGGUGAAUUUGUGCACACAAACGACCGCAGAGAAACUGUGAAGAUGAUACUGAUCCGAGUAUUUUUAUUUAAGUGUCAAAAUAACAGAUGUUUGAUUCCUCACCUUGCACUUAUUUUGUGUCCCAAGGGGCCGAGCUGACUGGGGUCUCCUGUGAGUAGUAUUUUAACACAUAAUGAGGUUUACAUUGCGCUCUCUGGUUCAUUCGGUGCAGUCAGCAGCUCUGAGACAGUUUCCCAGCAGCUGCAACCAGACUCAUUUUCAGGAAGGUAAAAUAACUAUUAACCUCAAGAGAAACACCUGACUGUAAAUGUAAUCAUGUAACAACCAUUUCUGGUUAUAGAUAUGGAUCUGACGCGAAAAGGCUGAGAUAAAUUGUCAGACACUGAGAUAAUAACCUGAGCCUGUCAGGGUGCAUGUACUGAGAGAUAUUAAAGUCAUUUUAACCAUCCAGUCGAACCAGCACUCCACAAGGUUUUUUCGCCUUCAUAAUUAACUUCCGUUUUUCUUUUUGUUUGUUCUUUUAAACCUAGUUGUUCGAAGGUGUUGUACUUUUAAUUUUACAAUACGAUUUAAAUAGUCCCCAAAUAUUGCAAAAAAAGUUUUAGUUUCUAAGUUGAAUACACAUUUUGGUUUAAUGUCACGUUUGGCAGAUUUCCGUUUCUGUUUUCGGUUUGUGUGCACAAAUGAAAUUGUUUGCAAGAGCGAUAAUCAUUUCGAGCAGAAAGUGUCAUUUUUUUUUUUUUCAUUUUUACCCCCCAAGCCUCUGACUUUUCUUCUUACCACUUUUUUUUUCCUAGAACGUCCAUAUUUGCUAAUUCACUUUGCAACCUGACCCCCCAGUGUACCUCCUCACUACCUGCUUUUUCUUAGGCGGUACUGUCAUACUGAGUUAAAUGCUUUUGUUUUAAGUCUAUAAAUGAUGUUGAACUUGCGGUAUAAUGACUCCAUGACUGAACAAUGUGACUCUACUCUUAAACUUUUUGAUGAUUUCUGUUAAAAACUGCAGAGCUGCUCUCGGAUCCGUGGCCACAUUGUUUAUGACCAGCUGUAGCUGCAACAGCGAAGACGCUAAUACACGUUUGAGACAUUUAUUUAAUAGCAGAGUGUGCAGGAUUUGUCACCAGCAUCUUUUAAAGUUUCUCCUUCCUUCUCUCUCUCUACACUCAAGUGAGCUGGAGAUUGAAUAAGGUGAGAAAUCAGUGAAUCAGGAAGUAAAACUCACUAUUUUUUAUCGAUUCAUGCUGUAAAGGAGGAUAAUUGAAGUUGUAGAUCCACUUAACUCUGCAAGAGCAUGCUUUUGUUUUAAUACAGCUGCAGCCAGGCUUCACCUCAACCACUGCGGUCUCUGCAAGAGGUGAAGGAUAGGGACAGUGAUCUCACCUGGUCUUUAUUUUUGAGUCUAGAGCUGCUAUUAUCUGCUCCAACCAUGCUACAGAAAACCCAAAUCUCAAUUAUGAUGCCAUGCACCUGUAGGUAAACACAGGAAAGAGAAUUUUUCCAAAGACCAUCCUGCUCAUUCUGCCUCCAGGUUAAAAACUUGAGGGAUUUAUGUCCUGCU